Molecule: messenger RNA, 2083 nt
Organism: Zea mays
Lineage: Eukaryota; Viridiplantae; Streptophyta; Magnoliopsida; Poales; Poaceae
Product: putative FBD-associated F-box protein At1g78730
Exons: 5
Coding region: 216-1865 (549 amino acids)
Molecular function (GO): protein binding
Source: RefSeq, a predicted model, not a curated record
AAAAAAUCACAGCAAACCCCCAAUCUCGUGUCUCCUCCCCUUUCGAGCCUGUCGUUGUCUCAAUAGCUCAAUCCUCAUUCCUUCAGGCUUCAGGGUUCUCAAUGAUCGGCGGCACUGCCCUUACCACCACACGCCGCCUCCGUCUUCUGUGAAAGAUCAAGAAUUCGCCGCCGUCUCAGCUGAUCUUCGCGCGUGCAGUCUACCUGUUCGACGAGAUGCCUACGAAGGUCACGAAGCCGUGGGUGCCGGUUAACUGGACCGGGGAAGCAUCGUCAUCACGCGGGCACUCGGUAGGAGGUGGGGGACUCGAACUCGAGCCCGCCGCUGACCGCCUCAGCGCGCUGCCCGACGUGCUCCUCCACCACGUCAUGUCGUUCAUGAAGGCGUGGGACGCGGUACGCACGUGCGUGCUCUCGCGGCGGUGGCGCGACCUCUGGGCCUCUGCGCCCUGUGUGGACAUCCGUGUGGGGAGGUAUAGCGAACCGCCCCAGGACUUUUCCAAGUUCGUGUACCGGCUGCUGCUUGCUAGGGAGGCCCUUGCGCCGAUAAACACUCUCAGGCUGCGGUCACCAACUGAUUACGACGAGGAUUUCGACAAUUCUGAUGUUAAGAUGUGGAUCCGCCAUGCAAUCAGACUGAAUGCUUGCGCUAUUCAGCUAACUGGUCAUCCCAAUUUGUCUGCGGAGCUUGAUUCUAUAGACUUGGUCUCUCACCACCUCAAAAUCUUGAAACUGGCCUAUACUUUAGUGCUUGAUAGCUUCACCAGACAGCUCUCGUCUCGGUGCCCUUCUUUGGAGGAACUAGAGCUCAAGGACUGUUUGGUAGAGUGCCGCGAGAUUACAUCUGUCUCUCUGAAGAGGUUGACCAUGGUCAAGUGCACUUUUGCAAAGAACUUCUUUGUUAAUGCUCCAAACCUUGUGUUUGUGCAGUGCAUCGCACCAGAUACUUGGGUCCCUGUGUUCAAGAACUUUGGGGUGCUGGUAACAGGUAGUGUGAUGCUUGAUGACUCUUUACUGAGCCGUGACUUUAAAAAGUACCAAUACGAUGAUGAUGAAUAUCCUCAAACAAGUGAUGAUGAUGAUGACAACAACAGUACAUUUGCCCCUGCUAAAUAUGUUCCUGAUUCUGAUGACAGUGAUGAAAUCCUCAGUGAUGAUUCUGAAUUCUUAGAUGAUUUUUAUGAUGAGCAUUUUGAUGAUAUCAAGGACAAUUAUGAUUAUGGAAGUGAUAUCAAUAGUGAUAGUGAAACCUAUGAGUACAGUGAGAUUGCAAAUGACUAUGGAGAUAACCAGUUUGGAACCCGUGAUAAUGAACUUGAUCACACUAGGGGCAGUAAAGAUCAUGGUUGCAGUGCAAAACAUAUCAUUAAUGAUUAUAAAAAUUUUGGUGGCCAAAAUGUUCUUCAUUGCCUUUCAAAUGCUCGACAUCUAGAGCUGUUAGGUCAUUCUGGAGAGGUCAUUAUGAGGAGAGAAUCGUUAAAUUGUCCAACUUUUAGCAACCUGAAGACUUUGGCCCUGGGAGAAUGGUGUAUCAGUACGGUUGCUGACUUCGACAUAUUACUUGUCUUGCUUCAGCAUUCACCUAGUCUGGAGAAGCUUUAUCUUCAGCUUGAAAUGAACCGUGACAUCAAGAAGGCAUUGGUAAGAGGUAUAGAACCAAAGGGGGGAUCAUUUGCUUGCAAACAUCUUAGUAUGGUGAAGAUCAGAUGCACCAAGGACGAUUCAAGAGUCCAUAUGUUGGCGCAGUUGUUUAGGUCUAAUGGCUUGCCGCUCGAGAAGAUUUAUGUCCGUCGGAGUGGGAGUUUCUAUCUUCGUAUCUUGAAGGAGGAGAGGGGUAUUGCCAUCGAUGAACUGCGUAGAUCUUGAUCCGAUUCCUAUUAAAAACAGAAAUGUGCGAUGUGACAAAUAUGUACUCUUUUUCAGUACCUUGUAGACCUGUUUCAGCUCUAGUUGAUGAUUGGAACAUCAUUUAUGCAGAGAACUUGCAGGGCAUGUGGCGAUAGAAUGCAUGAUUGUCUCGCACAUCUCUAUUAAGUUGUCUUGUCAGCUGAUAUCGUUUGAAGAACAAAGUUCAGAUUCGAGCA